UGAUACGACACGAUUGAAAGAUAAGCCAUGUUUAAAUAUUGGCUUCUUUUCCAUAAUAUGGCCAAAGUAUAUGCUGUUUCAGUAAGAAUACCUUGUCAGUCAAUAGGAAACGAUGAAGCUUUGGAAAUCGUUGGGUCUUACUGUUAUUUUGUUUGAGUUUGCAAUAGCACAAUGUGUGAACCAACCACAACAGUGCAAUAUGAUGAACGAAGCUAUGAUAGAAGCACCUAGAAGUAUUUUACCCCAGCCUAUACCGCAAUAUUAUGGUUCUCAAGGUACAAUUGUGGAAAAUCCUUGCAGUAUCUGCAACUCCAUCAACAAAAUUCCAACUGGGAAUAUCUUCCCAUCACCUACAACUAUCAUAACAGAUUAUUCACCAGCAAUUUGUAAACAUUUAGCUGAUACGCUACAACUUAUGGUUGUUUGUAAUUUAUUACAAGGCAAUAGAGGUUCUUCAGAACUGGCUAUGAAACUUGCAUCGCCUAUUAUUAAGGAAGUAUUGACAUCUCCGACGUUUACACGCGCUGCUAUGAAUACAAUUAAUUCUAAUACGAUUCUUCCGAACAUAAUCAAACCACCAUUGAAUACUAAUUUUAUUCCUACGAUCACAAAUUCAUUGCCGCCAAUGCAAGCACAAAGUCCCUGUAAUAAAGACUUACUGCCAAAUAUUUUAAGUUUAUUACGUAAUUUAAAAUGAAUGUAUUUA
Messenger RNA from Papilio xuthus (Asian swallowtail), 706 nucleotides. RefSeq lists its product as uncharacterized. Lineage: Eukaryota; Metazoa; Arthropoda; Insecta; Lepidoptera; Papilionidae. Bases 113 to 697 code for a protein of 194 amino acids. The transcript is spliced from 2 exons. The record is from RefSeq and is a predicted model, not a curated record.